CCGUGUUUCCCCCUUUCCCCUGCGAAUUGGGUCGUUCAGAAUAUUGUAAUCAGAGCUCUGUUUCGAUUGGUCUCGUGGGGAUUUUGAAAGGUAUGGACCAGAAUUGCACGUAAUUUAGCUUGAACGGAUAGUUUUUGUCUGAGAAAAUGAUGAAGAAUUGCUUCAUCCUCCUUGAAAUUAUGUUGUUUAUAGCGAUAAUCUUACCAGGGGCUCUCACUGAGCCAGUUGAAGACAAGCAAGCAUUGCUUGAUUUCUUCCAUAAUAUCCCUCACUCGCCUUCUCUCAAUUGGAAUGAGAGUAGUUCUGUGUGCAGAGGCUGGGCAGGAGUGUUUUGCAACUCUGAUGAGUCUAGAGUAGUAGCCAUUCGAUUACCGGCGACCGGUCUGCUCGGUCCGAUUCCUGUCAAUACUCUUAGCCGCCUAUCUGCACUUGAGACUCUAAGCCUUAGAUUAAAUAGGAUAUCAGGGCCUUUCCCUUCUGAUCUUUCCCAGCUGGAAAACUUGAGUUCCUUAUAUUUGCAAUACAACGAGUUUUCUGGUCCUUUGCCUUUGGACUUUUCAGUUUGGAGGAACCUUAGUGUCCUUGAUCUAUCUAACAAUCUCUUUAAUGGGAGUAUUCCUUCUUCAAUCUCAAACUUGACCCAUCUGACUGUUCUGAAUCUUGCAAACAACUCGUUGUCGGGUGAAUUUCCCGACCUUGAUAUUCCGAGUUUGCAAUGGUUAGAUUUGUCUAACAAUAGUCUUACAGGAAAUGUGCCUCAUUCUCUUACAAGAUUUCCAAGUUGGGUGUUCUCCAAUAACAAUAUUACUGUAGAACACGGUGCAAUUCCCCCGUCUUUUCCGCUUCAGCCUCCCGGUUCUCGACCGACACGAAAAGGAAAAGGACUAAAUGAAUCUGCAAUAUUGGGUGUUGCAAUUGGUGGUUCUGUUGUUGGAUUAAUUUUGGUAGCAGUUUUGUUGACUGCUUGCUGGUUGAAAAGGGGAAAAGAAAAUGGUAGUUCCACUAUGGAGUCCAAAAAGAAGGAAACAUCUGUGAACAAAAGGGGAUUUGAGAGCCAAGAACAAAAGAACAACCUUAAUUUCUUCAUGGAUUCUAAUCUCGCAUUUGAUUUGGAAGACCUGUUGAGAGCGUCUGCCGAGGUUCUCGGGAAGGGAACCUUCGGAGUGAGCUACAAGGCAACGUUGGAGGACUCGACGAUUGUGGUAGUGAAGAGGCUGAAUCAAGUGACGGUUGGAAAACGAGAAUUCGAACAGCAGAUGGAGUUAAUUGGAAACAUUAAGCACGAGCACGUCGUUUCGCUAAGAGCAUACUAUUAUUCAAAGGACGAGAAGCUUAUGGUCUAUGAUUACUACGGACAAGGGAGUGUUUCUGCAAUGUUACACAGUAAAGAAGGAAAUGGUUUACCGUUAUUAGAUUGGGAUAGUCGGAUGAAAAUUGCGAUCGGAACGGCUCGAGGUCUUGCUCAUAUUCACACAGAAAACGGUGGAAAAUGUUCACAUGGAAACGUGCGAGCCUCAAACAUUUUCCUAAACUCUAAAGGGUAUGGCUGUGUAUCUGAUGUUGGUUUGUCUGUGUUGAUGAAUUCUAUUCCGGUACCAGCCACGAGAACGGUUGGAUACCGAGCCCCUGAGGUGACCGACACUCGGAGAGCAUCAGAAGCAGCGGAUGUGUACAGUUUCGGGGUAGUGCUGCUGGAACUCCUGACUGGAAAGUGUCCCAUACAUGUUGAAGGUGGUAAUGAAGUGGUUAACUUGGUGAGGUGGGUGAAGUCUGUGGUGAGGGAGGAAUGGACAGCAGAAGUGUUUGAUGUGGAGCUUCUGAGGUAUCCAAAUAUAGAAGAAGAAAUGGUGGAGAUGCUGCAAAUUGGGUUGUCUUGUGUUGCCAAAAUGCCCGAGGAGAGGCCGAAGAUGAUGGAUAUCGUGUCGAAAAUCGAGCAAGUUUGGCGAAUGAGCACCGGAACGGGACAAUCAUCUGGAUCAAGAUCGGCUCAUUCUACUCCAGUUCGUGUAAUGGAAAUCGGUUCGUCCUCAUAUUCACAUUCAAAUUUCUAAUCAUCUUUGUUCUGUUAUGGUGGUUACACAGUACAUAGGUUUCUUCUAUCCCCUUCUCAUAUCCAUUCAUUUAAACUGCUUGAAUUGGAGAUUGUUUUACCAUUGCAUUC
Messenger RNA from Cucurbita moschata (crookneck pumpkin), 2161 nucleotides. Its product is annotated as probable inactive receptor kinase At4g23740. Gene Ontology annotation, biological process: protein phosphorylation. NCBI's taxonomy places the organism in Eukaryota, Viridiplantae, Streptophyta, Magnoliopsida, Cucurbitales, Cucurbitaceae. The record is from RefSeq and is a predicted model, not a curated record. Gene Ontology annotation, molecular function: protein binding; ATP binding; protein kinase activity. The coding region runs from base 147 to 2051 and encodes 634 amino acids. The transcript has 3 exons.